UUUUAUUUCACCCCUAAUGUUUCGAUCAUUUCUCAGAAUCUGCCAGACUAGACAGUGCAUCCUGCUCCUCAUCUUUCACACCAACACUUCACCGAACCGGAUUAGGCGCACUCUGGGAACUGCUGUUGCCUGGGCGCCAGCCACAAUGCAUUGUUCAAUCUUGUGAGCGAGAAAUAAAAAAGCAAAGUUAGGGAAAGAAGAGAGAAUCACUUGGGCCUCAACGGGAAUACAAUAAUCGGCGACAGGUUGGCUUGCGAGAAGAAAAACGAUGCGGGUCCUAGGCCAGUUGUCUUGUCUACUCUUGGCGGGCGGUGGUUGGAUAGGAGCAGCGGCCCAUGACAUCACCGGCUCCGCGCAGCAACAGCAGCACGUCCUCCACGACGGAGGAGCCAGCAGAGGCCCCGUCGACGGGGCGUCGGGCGGCGGCGGCGGCGGCAUACCAGAGUCGCUCUUCUCGGACCUAGAGCGCCUCGCGCGGCUGGUGGACAUCGCCUACUGCGUCGGCACCACGGGCAUCUCGCCGCCCUUCUCGUGCGCCUCGCGGUGCGGCGAGUUCCCGGGCAUGCAGCUCGUCACCGCCUGGAACACGGGCGCCCUCCUAACGGACAGCUGCGGCUACGUCGCCGUCGACCGCACGGCCGAAGACGGCCACGGGCAGCAGCAGGCCGCCCCGGGCGCCAUCGUCGUCGCGUUCCGCGGGACCUACAGCAUCACAAACACCGUCAUCGACCUUAGCACCGUGCCGCAGGAGUACGUGCCCUACCCGGAGAGCCCCGGUGACGGCGAUGGUGACGGCGACGGCGAUGGCGACGGCGACGGCGAGGAGGAGGAGGACGCGGCCUCGCCCCGCCGCGAGAAGUGCAGCAACUGCACCGUGCACAUGGGCUUCCUCGCGUCGUGGCGCAUGGCGCGCGGGCUCGUGCUGCCUGCGGUGCGCAAGGCCAAGCGCUUGCACCCAAACUACCCCGUCCGCCUGGUCGGCCACAGCCUCGGCGGGGCCGUGGCGGCGCUCGCGGCGCUGGAGCUGCGGCUGGUCGAAGGGUGGGACGACGUGGACGUGACGACAUUCGGCGAGCCGCGCGUGGGCAACAAGGGCCUAGCCGACUUCAUCGACAAGGUGUUUGGCCUGGGAGGAGGGGGCGGCCACGAACGGUACCGCCGCGUCACGCACGCCGGCGACCCCGUCCCGCUGCUGCCCCUCUCCGAGUGGGGCUACCGCGCGCACGCCGGCGAGAUCUACAUCGGCAAGCCAGCCCUGCCGCCCUACCCCGAGGACGUGCGCCUGUGCCGCGGCGCCCACGACCCGGCCUGCAGCGACCCCGCCGAGAGUUCCCGGUCCCCCUCGGGGGUCCUCGAGCGACUGGCCAGGGCCAUCCGCGGCGAGGGGGAGGCCCGGGUGCCCACGCGCCUCAAGCUCUGGGAGCUGUUCUUCUCCCACCGGGACUACUUCUGGAGGCUGGGCCUCUGCGUUCCUGGAGGGGAUCCUGCAGACUGGGGCCGUGAUAGAUAUCGCUUCGAGCCUCCGUCUCGACAGGACGAGCUGUGAGGCGGCGGUGAUGUCCCAAAAAGGAGAGACCGUGAAGAAAUAGCACCUAAUAAGUACUUAAUACCUUGUCUACGUGGUCAAGCAUCGAACGAAGAUAUCUUUUGCUUUCCUUCUUUGCCGCUUAUCGUA
Gaeumannomyces tritici R3-111a-1 is the source of this 1675-nucleotide messenger RNA. Its product is annotated as triacylglycerol lipase FGL2. The record is from RefSeq and is a predicted model, not a curated record. Bases 269 to 1546 code for a protein of 425 amino acids. Gene Ontology annotation, biological process: lipid metabolic process. Lineage: Eukaryota; Fungi; Ascomycota; Sordariomycetes; Magnaporthales; Magnaporthaceae. The transcript has a single exon.